This is a messenger RNA of Conger conger (European conger), 4931 nucleotides long. RefSeq names its product phosphodiesterase 4D, cAMP-specific (gene pde4d). Gene Ontology annotation, cellular component: cytosol; perinuclear region of cytoplasm; nucleus. The record is from RefSeq and is a predicted model, not a curated record. Lineage: Eukaryota; Metazoa; Chordata; Actinopteri; Anguilliformes; Congridae. Gene Ontology annotation, molecular function: 3',5'-cyclic-AMP phosphodiesterase activity. Gene Ontology annotation, biological process: signal transduction. The transcript has 15 exons. The coding region runs from base 618 to 2981 and encodes 787 amino acids.
GAGAAAGAGCUUCAGUCCAGACGCUAGAGAAACCAAAGUUGGACGUUCGGACGUUUAGGCUUCCGCAGAGAGAACAUUGUCCUUUAAUUCUGGCUCCAACACUGACAGAGAAGAAUGUAUGCAAAUACGGUUUAUGUCGGUCUUCCGUCAUCUUAAAUCAGAUGGCUUCGCAAGGUUUGGAACUGAUGGUAGCAUUUCUUAAGUCGGCGACGGACCGACUUUACCUCAAAUUGAUCCGAAAACAACACAUCUUUGUGUAUGGACAUUAGUCCAGUGGCUUUGCGUGGCUGAAUUAGCCGCACAAUCAGAUUUCCUUUUUUAAUCAAAAUCUUUAAAAAAAUGCUUUACUGUGAAGAGCAAUAUGUUUAUCAACAAAAUCGAAAAAUCUUCCAUUCCUCUAAAGCAAUACUUUGCGAAAGGAACUUGCUAUCAAUGUUAAUAAACGUUCAUUAAACUCGCCUGUCUACCUUGGUUUGACGCAUUCGUUAAGGAGAAGACGGGGAGCUCUCCAACUUUUCAGCUUUUUGUUCGGAGUCCGAUGCGCAGCGGUGGAGACGGUUGGGGAAACUCUGUUCUCAGCCUGCUGAACGGGCGUUGAAGUUCCGCUCAGCGACAGGAUGGAUGCGAACGGCGGUAAAGUGGCGACGGUGUCGCUGGCCGCCGGUGGAAACGCGAAGGCGCCCAAACAUUUAUGGAGGCAACAGCACCAUCCCUCCCUACCACCCCACCACCAUCCGCUGGGGACUAGAAACCACUACCGCGUUAGACAGAGAGGAUUCUCGGACACGGAGAGGUACCUGCGUCCCGGUACAGUGGACCGCACCUACGCGGUUGACACGGGACAUCGACCCGGACUGAAAAAAUCCAGAAUGUCAUGGCCAUCUUCCUUUCAGGGACUCAAACGUUUCGACGUGGACAAUGGCACGUGUGCGGGCCGGAGCCCUCUGGACCCCAUGGCCAGCCCAGGAUCCGGUCUGGUCCUGCAGGCCAACUUCGUCCACAACCAGCGGCGCGAGUCCUUCCUGUACCGCUCCGACAGCGACUACGACCUGUCGCCCAAGUCCAUGUCCCGCAACUCGUCCAUCGCCAGCGACAUCCAUGGAGAUGACAUGAUUGUGACUCCGUUUGCGCAGGUCCUGGCCAGCCUGCGAACGGUACGGAACAAUUUUGCCGCGUUGACCAACGUGCAGCAGGACAGAGCGUCCAACAAGAGAUCACCCAUGUGCAAUCAGCCAACCAUCACCAAGACUUCCUUUACAGAGGAUGGCUACCAGAAGCUGGCCACCGACACCAUGGAGGAGCUGGACUGGUGCCUGGACCAGCUGGAGACCCUGCAGACCCGCCACUCCGUCAGCGAGAUGGCGUCCAAUAAGUUCAAGAGAAUGUUGAACCGGGAGCUCAGCCACCUGUCGGAGAUGAGCCGGUCUGGGAACCAGGUCUCCGAGUUCAUCUCCAGCACCUUCCUGGAUAAGCAGCACGAGGUGGAGAUGCCGUCUCCGCAGACGCAGAAAGAGAAGGAGAAGAAGAAGAGGCCCAUGUCACAGAUCAGCGGGGUGAAGAAGCUGACCCACAGCUCCAGCCUGACCAACUCCAACAUCCCCCGCUUCGGUGUCAAGACCGAGGCGGAGGACGAGCUGGCCAAGGAGAUAGAAGACAUAAACAAAUGGGGCCUUAAUGUUUUUAAAGUCUCUGAGUUUUCAGGGAACAGACCCUUAACAGUUAUAAUGUACACAAUAUUCCAGGAAAGAGACCUGUUGAAAACAUUCAGAAUUCCAUUAGACACCUUUAUAACUUACCUGAUGACUUUAGAAGACCACUACCACGGUGAUGUUGCGUAUCACAACAACAUCCAUGCUGCAGAUGUCACACAGUCUACCCAUGUACUGCUGUCCACCCCUGGAUUAGAGGCGGUGUUCACAGACCUGGAGAUUCUCGCCGCCAUUUUUGCCAGUGCCAUUCACGACGUGGACCACCCCGGCGUCUCCAACCAGUUCCUCAUCAGCACCAACUCUGAGUUGGCUCUCAUGUACAACGAUGCUUCCGUGUUGGAAAACCACCACCUGGCUGUGGGCUUCAAGCUCCUGCAGGAGGAGAACUGCGACAUCUUCCAGAACCUCAGCAAGAAGCAGAGGCAGUCCCUGCGCAAGAUGGUCAUCGACAUCGUUCUCGCGACUGACAUGUCCAAACACAUGAACCUCCUGGCGGACCUGAAGACCAUGGUGGAGACCAAGAAGGUGACCAGCUCAGGAGUGCUGCUGCUGGACAACUACUCAGACAGGAUACAGGUCCUGCAGAACAUGGUGCACUGCGCCGACCUGAGCAACCCCACCAAGCCGCUGCAGCUGUACCGGCAGUGGACCGACCGCAUCAUGGAGGAGUUCUUCAGCCAGGGCGACCGCGAGCGCGACCGCGGCAUGGAGAUCAGCCCCAUGUGCGACAAGCACAACGCCUCGGUGGAGAAGAGCCAGGUGGGGUUCAUAGACUACAUCGUGCACCCCCUGUGGGAGACGUGGGGGGACCUGGUGCACCCCGACGCCCAGGACAUGCUGGACACCCUGGAGGAGAACCGGGAGUGGUACCAGGCCACCAUCCCCCAGAGCCCGUCCCCCACCCUGGAGCCGGCUGACGGGGCCCGGCCCGGGGCCCCCGACAAGUUCCAGUUCGAGCUGACGCUGGAGGAGGACGGCGAGUCGGACACGGAGAAGGACAGCGGCAGCCACGCCGAGGAAGAGGAGGAGGAAGAGGAGGAGGAGGAGGAGGAUGAGGAGGAGGAGGAGGAAGAGGACAACAGCUGCAGCGACUCGAAGACGAUCUGCACGCAGAACUCGACCGAGAUCCCGCUGGACGAGCAGGCCGAGGAAGAGGAGGAGGUCUGCGACGAGGAAGAGCAGGCGGUCCCCUCUGAGCCAGUCGUGGUGGAGGAGGAAGAGGAGGAGGAGGAGGAGGAGGAAGAGGAGUAUGACAAACCUGCAGGCACGUAACGGCUGGAGGACAGCCGCAUCCGGAAUGUAUGUUGGGAAUCGCAAAAGGACAAAACCGAUAACAGACUUGUGAAGAUUAUUUUUGUUGGUUUGCUUUCAUCAUGUUUAUGUUUGUAAUUCUUAUUUAAAGAUUUUUAAUAACGGUUCCAAAGCGCAAGUUGCACUCCACCAUCUUUAAAUACGCCUCACAGCAGACACGUGCCCGACUGCCCACACCUGAAUGACCAUGCCUGGCUGGUCACACCGACUGCCCACACCUGAAUGACCAUGCCUGGCUGGUCACACCGACUGACCACACCUGAAUGACCAUGCCUGGCUGGUCACACCGACUGACCACACCUGAAUGACCAUGCCUGGCUGGUCACACCGACUGACCACACCUGAAUGACCAUGCCUGGCUGGUCACACCGACUGACCACACCUGAAUGACCAUGCCUGGCUGGUCACACCGACUGACCACACACGACGACCCACGCAUGGCUGGCCAUGCCCACCUGACCAUGCUCACUGACCAUGCUCACUGACCGUGCUCACUGACAAUGCUCACUGACCAUGCUCACUGACUGCUGUCACUGGCCAGGCCUGGCUCCCCUGCGAUUUUGCACUCAGGAAUAUUUCUGAUCAUUAUUUUUUCUAAAUAUAUUUCCUUCUCUAUUGUUUCACAUGCUGUUAUUUUCCAUUUCUCUCCUCAAAACUAUUGGUCAGUGGGCUGGGAGUUGCGCAGGAGACCAGUAGGCCGGGGGUUGGGCAGUAGGCUGAUGGUUGGGCAGUAGGCUGGUGGUUGGGCAGUAGGCUGGGGGUUGGGCAGUAGGCUGGUGGUUGGGCAGUAGGCUGGGGGUUGGGCAGUAGGCUGGUGGUUGGGCAGUAGGCUGAGGGUUGGGCAGUAGGCUGGUGGUUGGGCAGUAGGCUGAGGGUUGGGCAGUAGGCUGGUGGUUGGGCAGUAGGCUGGUGAUUGGGCAGUAGGCUGGUGGUUGGGCAGUAGGCUGGGGGUUGGGCAGUAGGCUGGUGGUUGGGCAGUAGGCUGGGGGUUGGGCAGUAGGCUGGUGGUUGGGCAGCUGGUCGGGUGUUAGCCAGUAGGCCAGUGGUUGGGCAGUUGGCCGGGGGUUGGGCAGUAGGCUGGUGGUUGGGCAGUUGGCCGGGGGUUAGGCAGUAGGCUGGUGGUUGGGCAGCUGGCCGGGUGUUAGCCAGUAGGCCAGUGGUUGGGCAGUUGGCCGGGGGUUGGGCAGUACACUGGGUGUUAGCCGUUAGGCUGGUGGUUGCGCAGUAGGCCAGGUGUUAGGCAGUAGGCUGAUGGGUGAGCAGUAUGUCAGGUGUUAGGCAGUAGGAGGGGGGUUGAGCAGUAGGCCGUUAGGCUGGUGGUUGCGCAGGGGGCCGUGGGUUCAGCUGUGCACCUGUGGUGUGUCGGUGGGCUGGUAGUUGGGCUAUAGGCUCGUAGAUGGGCAGUAGGCUGGUGGGUGGUCAGUUCUCUGUGGCUCACCAUGUUAAAAUAGUCUGUUUGCUUUGGCCCCUCUUUUCUUCCCAGUAAACACCUGGAGAUCCCAGUAGAGAGAGGGAGAGUAGAUGCUGUUUUAAUGCUCAUACGAAACUGAUCUGUCGUCUGAUGCCCAAUUGCUCUGACAGAUGAGAGGGAGAGAGAAGGAAGGAUUUUUUCACUUUCAUGAAGUUCAAGUCUUCCACAAAACCUGACAGAGUAAAAUUAGACAGCAACUGCGCUGUUUUGUCCUCUUCAGUUUUUUACAUUUUAUUUGUAAAUAAAAAUGGCACACUUUUAUAGAUUUUCCUUUAUUUAGGACAUACAUUUAUGGAGAUAUAUUUAAACAAUAUCAUCUGCCAUUGCUCCUUAGUGGUAAAAAAAAAAGUAACUUGCAAGUUUUCUGUCUGAGACUGAGUGUGUGCUGUUCACACCGCCAUCUGUUCUUUUAGUUUCUAUAAUAAACACAUUUCAUUUAU